CGGCAAGUCAGCCGAGCCUGGCCGCCGAAGAUGAAGCUGUUGGCCUGCAAUUUACCUCUGAAGUCACCGCACCUUGAUGUCUCAAGAUGGACGUGUGACACAGAAUGAGGCUCUUGCUGACGAGCUUGAAGCCCUGAACUCGAUCUACGGUCCGAACACCAUUGUUUUGCAGAGCGAGUCUGCUACGGAGGCAACUGCAGUCCUUUGUCUGCCCGAGUUGCCGUUCUCGUUCCUCGCAUCAUUUCCCUCCGAGUACCCUUUCGAUGCGCCUCCUACGAUCGUUGGCACUCAGUCGACGGGAGGCAGUGGAAGAGGUGAGGGUGAGAUUGCGGUGAGCAUCCUGCGUGACGUGGUGGGAAGAGUCUGGGUACCAGGCCAAGUGUGCCUGUUUGAUUUGGUAGAAGAAGGCGGGCCUCUCCUCCAGCAACAGCACGAACAUCACGAUCAUGGCGCGUCUGAAGAUCACAGCACAAAUGUUGCGAACAGGUCCGCAUCGCCCAGUUUCCCCGAGACAAGUGCACACGACCUGAUCUCUGAUGCAGCAUCGUCCAAUAUUGUCCCUCCGGCUUGGGUGCUCUCAGAGCCGUUGACAGCCAACAAGUCUACCUUUGUAGCACGGGCAGCCCCUGUUUCUACCCUACCCGAAGCUAUGGAUGCCAUCUCUCAUCUUUUGUCAACGAACAAGAAGGUCGCUGGUGCCACACAUAACAUCACAGCCUGGCGCAUACAGGCGAAGAACGCGCAAACAGGGACAUCGACUACGAUACAGGACUGUGAUGAUGAUGGAGAGACAGCCGCAGGAGGGAGAUUGUUGCAUCUGAUGCAGCUCAUGGACGUAUGGAAUGUGAUUGUAGUUGUCACGAGAUGGUAUGGAGGAGUCAAGCUGGGACCAGAUCGAUUUCGUCUCAUCAAUACGGUGGCUAGAGAGGCAUUGGUCAAGGGCGGAUUUGCCAAAGAGGAGGGUGAGAAGUCGAAAUCAAAAGGAAAGGGAAAGAAAUAGACGACAUCUGUGAUGCCUGUGGGUGUUAGCGACGAGCCAUAUGUGUCUGAAGAUAUCUAUCAUUUCAUGCCUUCGAUGGUCUCUAGUGAGAAUUGAUUUCUUAGUGAUCGUCAACCGAGAUCAUCAUCGCUGCUCGUGUAUCUGAAAAGAAAGCUUGAAUUGGACACGUGUGAU
Messenger RNA from Exophiala viscosa, 1174 nucleotides. Its product is annotated as ribosomal protein S5 domain 2-type protein. The transcript has a single exon. NCBI's taxonomy places the organism in Eukaryota, Fungi, Ascomycota, Eurotiomycetes, Chaetothyriales, Herpotrichiellaceae. Gene Ontology annotation, cellular component: cytoplasm. Bases 77 to 1000 code for a protein of 307 amino acids. The record is from RefSeq and is a predicted model, not a curated record. Gene Ontology annotation, molecular function: protein binding. Gene Ontology annotation, biological process: GCN2-mediated signaling; regulation of translational initiation.